AUGGACUACAACUCCCGGCAUGCCGCACCCGGAUUCGAGGACCACACACCUCAGCCAGCCCCGGCAAGGGCCUAUCAGGGGUGGGUCGGGGCAUCCGAGCGGGUUGGCGGACGGAGCGGCGGCGACGGAGGAGGAGGAGGAUGGAGGCGGUGGUGUUCGUCUUCUCUCUCCUCGAUUGUUGCGCGCUCAUCUUCCUCUCGGUCUACUUCAUAAUUACAUUGUCUGAUUUAGAAUGUGAUUACAUUAAUGCUAGAUCAUGUUGCUCAAAAUUAAACAAGUGGGUAAUUCCAGAAUUGAUUGGCCAUACCAUUGUCACUGUAUUACUGCUCAUUUCAUUGCACUGGUUCAUCUUCCUUCUCAACUUACCUGUUGCCACUUGGAAUAUAUAUCGAUACAUUAUGGUGCCGAGUGGUAACAUGGGAGUGUUUGAUCCAACAGAAAUACACAAUCGAGGGCAGCUGAAGUCACACAUGAAAGAAGCCAUGAUCAAGCUUGGUUUCCACUUGCUCUGCUUCUUCAUGUAUCUUUAUAGUAUGAUCUUAGCUUUGAUAAAUGACUGAAGCUGGAGAAGCCGUGGUUGAAGUCAGCCUACACUACAGUGCACAGUUGAGGAGCCAGAGACUUCUUAAAUCAUCCUUAGAACCGUGACCAUAGCAGUAUAUAUUUUCCUCUUGGAACAAAAAACUAUUUUUGCUGUAUUUUUACCAUAUAAAGUAUUUAAAAAACAUGAAUUGAGUUUCUGUAGAUUUCUAGUUCUCAACUUUAGCCUGAACGCCAACACUUGAAGGUGUUUUUCAUCCUCUGUAUGUUGAAGGUGGUUAUUUGUAUGUAGGAACAGGACUGCCAUCCCAGCUUUGCCUGCCAAAGAAAUAAAGAACACACUUUAAAGGGCAAACUGAAGAGAUGAGCGAGCAAAGGUGCCCUUCAGGUCUACUGAAAAGUUAGAGUACAAAACAACACUGUUGAUCUGGACAAAAGAAGAAAAAUUACCCUUUUUGCUUGUGUUGUGACAACUUCAUUUAAUAUGGUUUAAAGAUUUAUGAGACUGUCAGCUAAAAGUCUUUUCACAAGAAUGUCAACAGAGAAUGGCAUCUCAAAAUAUAUAUAUUUCUUUGCACAAUUUGUGAAACCUUAUAAGCCAUUUUCCCCAGGUACAAUGUAGUUCCUGCUGAUAGAAAGGAAAUAUUUUGUCAAGAGCUUUCAUUUAAAAGCUACUACCUCCACAAUCACCCCCAAACCCAGAAAAUCCCCACUGGCUCUUGCCAGUCUGGUUUUCGUAUUGCAGUUAUUCCAAUUGUAUUUGAUCUCCCUGAUAAUGUAUUUUAACGGGUUUGGGUAGAAGAUGCUAAUCAGAUUAGAAGCAGGAAUAGUUAUUUGCUGUCUGUGAAAUUGAGCCUUUUGGUGCGCCACGUGGUGCCAGAUUAACACUUCUAUCCCUCUGCACUGACCACGUUGUGAACUGGGAGACCAAAUACAAGCCAUUUCAUGGACAUAGCAAUAUACAACCAAACUCUGUUCCUUGGAGUUAUAUUGUAAACUCUUGCAGUUGGGAGAGCAGUUCACCUCCUUAGCUCUGUUUGCCAGCUCUUACAGGGUAAAGUAAACCUGGCAAUUUAUCCUCAGUCCUAGUUUGUGGUUUAAUGUUGCUAUCUUAAGCACUGGCAUUUGGGCAAAACAUGACUGUGUUCUAUGGGAGAAUCCAAAGGCAUUAUUCACUCUAGUUGAGAUAGAAUUGGGUGGCUAAACAGGGUGUGUGGUACCCAAAAGAUUAAAUGUUACAUGUCCUUUUAGUCCUGGACUAGGUCUAGCCUUGGCAGAAGCAAGGGAGCCACUAAGCCAAACUCCCUGUGCAGACAGACCAUGUUUCAAGGCUGGAAGUAGUGCCCUGGCAACACACAAAAGGAACGGUGAAAUGGUAGGCAAAGUGAACUUGGCUCUGUUGGCCUCUUUGGGGUCACAGAAAUUGCUCCUUGUGGUAAUCUUAUAUUUCUGUCAGGCACAGGGCCAAGAAGCUGUGUAACAGACAUUACUUUGCUUGCAUCUCUUUUUCAUACCUUUUCCCUCUGAGGCAGCUUUUGCUUAGAAAACAGUCCCUUCACUCUGCCUUUCCUCCUAACUUCCUGUGCCUCUUCAUGUUCUGCUCAAGCUUUUUAAAGCAACGAAGCUGUUGGAGAACUUAAAUCCUUGCAGCUGAGAGAUAAGCUACUUAAAGGUGGUAGAGAUCUUUUUUUUUUUUUUUUGAGAUGGGGUCUUGCUGUGUCGCCCAGGCUGGAGUGCAGUGGUGUGAUCUCAGCUCACUGCAACCUCUGCUUUCUUGGUUCAAGCGAUUCUCCUGCCUCAGCCUCCCAAGUAGCUGGGAUUACAGCUAGCUACUCCUGGCUAAUUUUUGUAUUUUUAGUAGAGAUGGGGUUUCACCAUGUUGGCCAGGCUGGUCUCAAACUCCUGAUCUCAAACGAUCUGCCUGCCUUGGUCUCCCAAAGUGCUGGGAUUAUAGGUGUGAGCCACUGCGCCUGGCCAUGUAGAGGACUUUUGACCAAAAUGUUUCACCUUCUCAUUCAGAUAUUCUUAGUAACCAAAAUAGUGAGUCAUGCAGUUGAGAGAGCCUUUGGGCUGUCAGUUUACAGUACAUCAGGCUUGCUGAGGCUAAGCAAAUCAGAAAGGUGCCAUGUUUAUAACAAAGGUCGAAGCUCCUUACUUCUGAAACAUUAGCUGUGGUUAAAAACAAAAACUCUUCCUUCUUGUAUUGCUUGUCUAUCAAAGCCAGGAAAGUGGGGGAUCACUGUAGUUAAUUUUUUUUUUUUAAAUUAGAGACAGGGUCUUGCCCUGUCGCCCAAGCUGGAGUGCACUGGCGCAAUCGUGGCACACUGCAGCCUUGAACUCCUGGACUCAAGCAAUCCUCCUGCCUCAGCUUCCCAAGUAGUUGGGAGUAGGUGCACACCACCAUGCCCAGCGAAUUUUUAAAAUGUUUUUUGUAGAGACAGAGGUCUUGCUAUGUUGCCUAGGCUGGUAUCAAAUUACUGGCCUCAAGCGAUUCUCCUGCCUCGGCCUCCCAGAUGUUGGGAUUACUGGUGUGAGCCACCAUGCCCAGCUCAAAAACAAUUUUUUUAGGGGCACUUCUACAAAUCAUGAAAGGGGGAUAAAAGCACUGACUUUAAAAAGCCAUGUUUAAGAUGCUAUAAAUGUUCUUCCCUUUUCAUUGAUUGGAGAGUUGUAGAGGACCUUAGAGAUCAUUUUGUCUAACUCCCUCAUCCCAAAGAUAAACUGAGGCCUAGAGAUUGUUCAAGGUGUUGUAACUAUGAACAUCUGAAUGCUGAUGCUUAGUCCAGUGUUCUUUCUCCCUUACCACUCCUCUUCCCCAUCCCUCUAUAAUGGCAGUACCCAGGGCCCAGUCCAUAGACUACUAUCGAGUGCUCCUAUGUGCAUUUUCUUAGUACGUAUCAUUUUCCCUUGCCUUUUUCCUUCUAUCCUUUCAGUGGUAGCAACUGCCCUUGCUAAUCACCGUAACCUCAGCUAAGAAAGCAGAGGAAGCGAAAUCCAAGAUGCAGCUCAGUUCAUCAAAGCCUAGCAGGUCCCCUCAGCUGCCUUUUCAUGCCUGCCACAGACUACAGUAGAACAAAACCUGACCUGGUCUUUGAAGUUAAGAGCUAAGAAAGCUUCCUAUAGUAGUAUCUCCUGUGGCACUUACCACAUUCUAUCUGGUAUUACAGUUAUUUGUAUGCAAUUAAUCACUCUUAGAUUGUAUGUUCCUGGAGGGCAGAGUAUGCCCAUUCAUAUUUGUAUCUUCUUCCUUCCGCUCUUGGCACCUAACACAGUGCCUUGCACACAAACAAUAAAUGAUUGUUGAGUGAAUAAGUAAA
Messenger RNA from Gorilla gorilla gorilla (western lowland gorilla), 3857 nucleotides. RefSeq names its product cornichon family member 4 (gene CNIH4). Lineage: Eukaryota; Metazoa; Chordata; Mammalia; Primates; Hominidae. The transcript has 5 exons. Gene Ontology annotation, biological process: vesicle-mediated transport. Bases 141 to 560 code for a protein of 139 amino acids. The record is from RefSeq and is a predicted model, not a curated record.